AAAAGUUAUCAUCGCAAUCGAUUGUUGUUGUAAAAUUGUUUACAAAAAAUACAGCAAAGCGCAAAACAUUCCAUUUUCACAAUGAUAAUAUAUAUCUGUCUUGUAUCAUUCGUUUUGUGGGUCGGUUAUAAGUUUAUUUAACUCCCUUUCUCAUCAAAACUAAAAAUGUAAUCUAAAUAGUAUCAUCACCAUACAUUUAAAUUUUAUUAGAAGAUGUAUUAAAAUAUCAACAAUGUCUACAAUUUUCGCUAAUAGAAGUAAAAUUAUAACAGAAAUGAUGAAGUUUUCAUUUCACCAUAGAGCUUUUUAUUGUUAUCUUGGGAUGAGUGUUUGGAUAUUCUUUUUAAUUACAGUUAUGUAUAAGUACAUGUCCUUGGGGGAAGAGACAAUAGCAGCCAAGAAGAUUGUACGCAAUGAAUACUUAUCAAAGAGUGAUGCCAAGUUCCGGAGGAUCUACCUGAGAGCUUGCAACCCUCCAGACAGCAUCGUGAGAGGGUCUGAAGGAGUGGUAGACAGUGACACAUGGAUGCUGCAGGGCGCUUUAGUAGUGACGCGACACGGAGACAGGGGUCCACUGACACAUCUCAAAAACGGUGACAAACUGCCAUGCGAUGCAGACCCCGUCUCACCACUCCUGAAAAGCUACGAGGAGUUCGUAGCCAACUCCAGUUCGACGGGGCGGGCGUGGUGGGUGUCGGUGGCGGGUCCCUUCCACAACUUCCCCUCAUUACCAGCGCGGGCGGCCGGCACUAGGUGCGCGUUAGGACAGCUCACUCCUCGUGGAAUACUGCAGAUGAUCACUGUUGGUAACAUUCUAAGGGAGGCGUACGGCGAUAAACUGAAUUUGGAGGUUGUGGAACCACAGGGCAAAAAGGAUACUGGUGAAGUAAUAUCGUACAGCACCCGCUACCGUCGUACGUACCAGUCGCUGGUGGGGCUGUGGUACGGCGCGGCGCGGGGCGGGGCGGGCGCGCGCGCGGCGCCGGCGCGGGAGGCACACAGCGUCGCAUUCUGCUUCAGAGACUGCGCCUGCGCAGCUCAUCAUGCGCUUAACAAAAAAAUAAACACGCAAGCGAAGAACCGUCUCGAAUCUCACCCAGCAAUCAAGGAGCUAGUCAGCAAACUGUCCAAAGUACUGUUUGAAUCUCAAGAACACCCUGAUGCAGACGUAGUGAGGGACGCCCUCCUCGCGUACAUGUGCCACGACGCCGCCCUCCCAUGCACGGAGAAACCGAAGCCACCAAGUAAGCCAAAACUCUCAUUAGACAAAAAACACAAAAAAUUUCGACCAAACACCAUUCCUUCUAGAAAGAUCUUGGACGUAGACAUAGACACGUUGAAUAUGGAAUUAGACUACAUAAAUAAUCAAAUGGACUUCAAUAACGAAAUAGGUAGAAAAGCGAGGGACAUUAUAGGCAAGUACUAUGACAGUAAGAAGGCCCCUCUAGACUUUGACGCCCAAAUGGAAAGGGAGAAGUUGUUAUACUACCAACAGCGGUACUUGGACAACGCGGACGGUUACGAAGACGUAGUUAUUGUAAAGAAGAAUUUAGACGCAGAUUUCAAUUUUCCGAACGACGCCCGAAUGGACACGGACUUUGACGAAGACUAUAAAGAACCCACCCCAGAGAGUUCCGAAGAUUUCUGCAUCAAAAAGGAACAUGUAAUGUCCUUGUUCGCGUAUUUAGAGUGGAGUUAUCGACAGGAGAUUAAAAACGUGCAUAAUAGAAGAAGAGGACUGCUUGUAGCCUACGGUUUGAUACACAAUAUUGUUCAGAAUAUGAUUCGAAUGAUAUCUGAGAAUAAGCCCAAGUUUGUCGUGUAUUCUGGUCAUGAUAAAACACUGCAAGCAUUGAUACUAGCCCUCGGCCUCCACAACUAUCAACACUACAACAUACAGUACGCAUCACGAAUGAUAUUCGAAGUUUACAGAAAAAAGGAUUUGCGAGACGAAUUCAAAUUCACGAAAAGAAAAGCCAUCGCACAAGAUUUUUAUUUUAGAGUGGUCUACAACGGGGAGGAUGUCACAAAUAGAUUGAGUUUUUGCAAGUCUAAACAGAACGUGGUUAUGAAGGUCGUUGACCCGAUCGAUGACGUAAAGAUUUACAAUACAUAUCUUUGUCCUAUAGAGAAUAUUGUGCGGUUUAUACACGACGAUUAUUUCGCUAGUUUCAACGUGACCAAUUUCAAAGACGCGUGCGCCAGCUAUGGGAACUCGAAACAUAUCUAUUGAUUUUUUAUGUACCUGUCGAUCAUUUUUAUUAUUUAUUUAUGUUUUAAGUACUUUGUAAUUAAGUGAAAGUGCAGCUGCAAAUGAAAUUUUUAUGAGGUAUUUAUUUAUGUAUGUGUACUUAUAUUUAUUUGUAAAUGUUUUACUAUAUGGACUCCAAAAAUUAAUGCAAAAGGCGGAACGACUUUUAUUUUUAAGGCAUCGUUCUUGUAUGGUAGCACUCCUGGCUUUUUCUCAAUGAUAUAGAGGUCGCCACUGAGUCUAAGUCGCCACCGAGUUUAUAAUGAUUACUUAAACUAUUCCUUAGCGAUUUUGUUCCGAAAAUAAUUCGAUUGGGUUAAGUGAACAUUAAAUGACGGCGCUAAGUCAUAUUCGAAUGACUAUCAAAUCAAUACUUCUAUCGAGUAGCUAAUACAACCACUAGAGGGAACAACUCUAUUCCAAUAGGCCCUUUGCGACUUUCAAGACAUUGUUUAAGUUACAAAUAACGAGCGAAGCAAGCAUAAAAUAAUAAUGAAAUAACUGAAAUUAGCUGGUUACUCUCGUGAAUAUACUGAGAAAAGCUCAACUAGUUUCGAGCCACACAGGGACUCUUCGAUGUCGCGUAGCCUAGCGCAGUUAUAGAGCCCGUCUGUGGCUCGAAAUUAGUAGAGAUUGUCUAAGUAUAUUCACGUGAGUAACCCACGAUUAUUUAUUUAAUUUAGUAUGUCUAUUAUAAAUUAUACGAUAGUUAUUAUAAAAAUAAUGAAUUAUUUAAAUUAUUUUGUAAGUAUAAGUACAGGAGGCAUUAAGAUAUUAUGUGACUAAUUUGAGAUUAUUUUUAAUGUAAGAUAACAGAGGCAUAUCAAUUUUGAAUAAAACUUUACUCAUCGUAAUAUGUAUUAUAAUAAUUUAUUAUUAAUAUAAUUUAUACUCGUGAUUAUUUUUCUGAAACCUAGACUUAAUCGAUCUCGUUUUUAAUUUUAUUUUUGUAAGUUAAUUUAUUUUAUUUUAUUCUAUGGUUGUAACUUUUAAUUGUCAUAUGAACAUACAUGAUUUUGGUGAACAUUUUUAAAGCAUAUCAUAGAUAUACGACAUAUAUUUAUGGCACAAAAACAAAUUGUAUAUUACAAUUCAGUUGUAAACGCAAUAUUAUCCUUGAUUUGUACGUAACAGAGGCCUUAGUACGAGUUUGAUUUACGUUUUGAAGUAUUCGAAACGAGUACGCGUUCGGCAUUCUG
Molecule: messenger RNA, 3450 nt
Organism: Spodoptera litura
Lineage: Eukaryota; Metazoa; Arthropoda; Insecta; Lepidoptera; Noctuidae
Product: 2-phosphoxylose phosphatase 1
Biological process (GO): chondroitin sulfate proteoglycan biosynthetic process; dephosphorylation; glycosaminoglycan biosynthetic process
Cellular component (GO): Golgi apparatus
Molecular function (GO): phosphatase activity
Source: RefSeq, a predicted model, not a curated record